Molecule: messenger RNA, 3499 nt
Organism: Mytilus trossulus (common blue mussel)
Lineage: Eukaryota; Metazoa; Mollusca; Bivalvia; Mytilida; Mytilidae
Product: protein inturned-like
Exons: 8
Coding region: 1-996 (331 amino acids)
Biological process (GO): cilium assembly; establishment of planar polarity; nervous system development
Cellular component (GO): cilium; cytoplasm
Source: RefSeq, a predicted model, not a curated record
AUGGCAUUUUUGGAAUUAAAAGAUUUAUUGAAACAGUUUCUUUUAUGCACAUUGUUGGAGGCAGGAGGUUGUUCUAGGUCACAGAAGGGAAAUCCUGGACCACACCCAUUUAUUGUCAGUCAGGCUAAAGCUACAUUGUUACAGUUUGAAGCAGAUGAAGUUACAAUGACACAGAGUAUUGAACACAGAUUAUCGAAGAUCUCUAAAGGUCCAUGUUUGUCUUGUGCAGAUUCUGUCAUUACUGGUCAUAAACAAAAGAAAGAUGAAAAUAUUAUUAUAACACCACAGAAAUCAAGAUUGUCUUCCAAGAAUUCACACGAUGACCACGACAUCGUAGGUAAAGGUGGUGGCAGUGAACAUUCUACUCCAGUGAUGAAACGUCAAGGCAGCAAGCUGUCGUAUGGUUCUAAUGAUUCAGGGGAAAGUAGUGGCAGUGUUGGCAUUAGUAAUAAGGCAAAAAUGACAAAAGCUGGCUCUGUAUUUGAUAUCACCAGUAUUCCACAUGUUGUAUUAUCUCAGGGAGAUGAGAUCUCACAUAUCAGAUUAACACGAGGAGUAGAUAACUGUCUGUUUCACUUCAUCAGUAUAAAUGAGUUUGAAGGAACAUACAUAUCUCCUACACAACAGGAAAUGUCUGUAGUGAACGGGGCAUUACAGGAAGUUAUACUCAACCACUUCUAUACAGCUUGUCUACAUAUACGCAAUGUCUUUCAACAGGCUGGAAAAAACAAGACAAAACAAGUAGACCAACCAAAGAAAUAUGGAGAAGAUACAUCUUUUACUAAUGUAAAAGAACAAGGUGUUUUGUUUACCUGUGUGAUACCUCAGCAUUUAGAGAACAGUAAAAAACAACCUCCACCAUUGUCUCUGACAUAUUGGGUUGUAGGAAGAAAAUUUCCAGAUGAAAAAGAGAUGUAUGUUUGUUUCCAUGAAUCCAUACCUCAGACAGCAAUAGAGAUGGCAUUUAAACUUGACACAGGAUUAUCUUUAUCAUGAGAUUAACAGUGGAUUGAUAUAAUCUUACACAGAAAAAUGGAUAAACAGACACCAAUUAAUGAUAAUGUUAUUUGUUCGCUGAAAAGAAAAGAAAAUAGUCCAUAUCCAAACAUUUAAUAGGAUAUGGAUAAACCAUAGAAAUUAAUUUCCAUUCAAUUAUCGAUGUUUUCAGGGAAAGAUCAAGCCUCAUUGAACUCAUUCUGUGAUAUCUUAAACUAUGAUACAGAGACUGAAGCAGUUUCAUCCAGUAUAACAUUUCAUUAAUUGCAUCAACAUAUUGUUGGUAAUUGUCUGUUUACUAAGAUAAAGGGUUGUUGAGAUUAUUUUCAGGGUUGAACGUUAAGAAUUUCCAAAGGCCAUAUCACAUUUCAUUAGCAAUAGUUAAAUUAAUUUUCACAGCUUUUUUUACAUUCUAGUCAUGCAUCACAGAAUCAAAACGCAAAUCCAUUUGUCUUCAUUGUAUGUGAAUGUCUGUGUCCUGAACACAAUGAUUUGGCAGGGCUGGCAUAUAGAGCAGUUAAAAAAAUGUAUGAAAGACUAUCAUACAUUUAAAAAAUGUUAUCUGGUUAAUUAUGAUACAAGUCAAUUAUUGGGUUCCCUACUUGAUCACAUCACUGAAAAGACCUUGAUGUUAGUGGAUGAUAUCCUUGAAAUAGAAAAGGAAAUUAAAAAAUACACAUUUAGAAAACCUCCUAAUCUUCACUAUGAACCUAAGACUAAUACAAUAUACUGAAUUUGUUCUCUCUUGAAAAAUAUCAGUGAAGUUCCCCAUGAUAGUAGACAUAUUAUUAGAAUACCAAUUUGGUUCAGUUAUAUAACAUCUAAACUGCAAUAUGUGUGUGAAAGAUGAUUUAAUCAUUUUCAUUAAUCUUGCCAUCAGAAUUACAGUAUUAAUGUUAUCAUCGUACAAUUAGUCACAAAUCACUAUCAUAGCAAUUAUUCAUAUAAAUUAUAAAUUUAGUUUUAUUUCAUUAUCACAAAAUAUUCAUGGCAAUCUAUUAGUAAAAGACUGUAAAUACAAAGUAAACUUUUUUAUUGUUAAAAUGUUUGAAGUAAAAUCCAAAUAUCAUACUCAACAAACAAAACAAAGAAAACAAACCAAAAGUAUCGUUGAUCGAUAGAUAAUUUUGUCUUUUGCACUAAAGAUAGUUUAUGAACUUUGUAAGCAUUAUCAGAGGCAAAUAAAUCUGUUCUGUCCCUAUAGAAAAUAUACUUCCAACUUGACUUCACAUGAGAAUCUUGCAUGGUCAGAGUUUGAAAAUGUGUUUAUCUUUGAUACAAUACUCCCUUAUAUUAUAUCAAUAGUCCUUUGUACAUCUUGUAUAUGCCUGAUAAGCUAAAUAAGUACAAAAAUGUCUUUUCUCUUUUCUUUUACAUCUGUUGAUGGCACGAUUAUUAAACCAGUUGAUGUUAUUUAAUUCCUAUCUUUGACCAAAAAUUAUAUUUUUGAAAAAUAUUUACACAUUUUAAUGAGAUUAGUGUGUAUUACUUAGAUAUCAAGAACAGUAAUUGUAUUAUUGUGUUAACAUUCCAUUUGUUUUGAUAUUUUGUACAUAUUUAUUUAUUUAUUUCAUGCUUGUCUGUGAUAUUUUAUGUUGACAGUUUUAUACAUUAAUAUAUUCCAGGUUUUGUGUUUUUCAAAUGUACAUGAAAAAUAGAAACAUAUAUUGUUAAAUCCCAUCAAGUGAUUGUUAACGUUUUGUUGAUUAAUUUUCAAUUGGCACAUAAAUUUCUUACUUUUGAAAUUCCAAAGUAAUGUUUUGUUAACCCUGUUGAUGUUACAUGAGAGGGGGGUAGGACCUUUAUCUGGACUUCAGCAUUCAGUGUUUUUAAGCUCAGGAUUUUGGGAUCGACCCUUUCGGGAUCCGGGAAUUUUUUUUCUCCAAUUUCGGGAUGUCAGAAUUUAAAUAUGUUUAAAUUAAAGACCUCGGAAUUUCUUGUUUUAAAGCCCUGGAUUUUGGGAUCAGGACCCCUCCUAUAAUGGUACUAUGUAAUACACUUGUCUGCCAAUUGGUUCAUCUAUUCAUCCGUCCUUAAUAUAUAUUGCAUAUUACUCCGCUUAAGUAUAAGGGAAUGAUCAAAUAUUUGUCUGAACGAUUAUAAUGAUGAUUAUUAGAGUGGAGAUUAUUUUCAGAUCUGCCAGACAGGUACUUCCAGGUUGACUUAAACCUUUAUUUUUAUUGUAAGUAACUAGUUAGAUUUUUUAUGCCCCAUUUAUGGGUAUUAUGUUUUCUGGUCUGUUCGUCCUUUUGUUUGUCCUCUAUUCUGUCCCGCUUUUGGUUAAAGUUUUUGGUCGAGGUAGUUUUUGAUGAAGUUGAAGGCCAAUCAACUUUAAACUCAGCACACAUGUUCCCUUUGAUAUGAUCAGGGUUUCCCCUGGGUCAAUUAUUUCUUUCGCCACCUCUUUCGCCAAAACAAUAUUUUUUUCGCCACUUUAUUAUUUUUUUCGCCAAAUAACAUAACUACAUUUUUCGUUUAAAAUUUACCUUUUUUUCUACACCCC